Messenger RNA from Leguminivora glycinivorella, 1023 nucleotides. RefSeq names its product pancreatic triacylglycerol lipase-like. The transcript is spliced from 6 exons. Gene Ontology annotation, molecular function: lipase activity. The coding region runs from base 13 to 1008 and encodes 331 amino acids. Lineage: Eukaryota; Metazoa; Arthropoda; Insecta; Lepidoptera; Tortricidae. The record is from RefSeq and is a predicted model, not a curated record.
UCUGCGUUAAUAAUGAGGGCUCCAUUGUUGUUUUUGCUCGUCGCUACGGCAUACGUAGCCGGCACACCGGUUCCAGAAGAACCGACGGAGUACCAUUACCCGCGAUUCUACAAGAUGGCCGGAGGGGACGGUGAGAUGCAUGACAUUGACUUAGAGGCUGAACCUGAUCAUGAACUAUUGGACGAAGUUACGAGGAACCCAGCUAACAACCAGUACUUCUUGUAUACCAGGCGCAACUCCAUCAUCUCGCAGACUCUAGUAAUCAACAAUGCCAACUCCAUCUUGAACUCCAACUUCAACGCUAACAACCCUACGAUCAUCAUUGCCCACGGCUGGCUGAGUAACAGGAACACUGAACCCAACCCUACUGUCAGGAGAGACGAUAUCCGCUGUGCUGUGCCCUACCACACAAAGCGGAAUAUCACUCGCUAUGCCCUACCUCCUACUAACUUAGAAGUCCCAGCAGUGGGCCGUGGUGUGGGCCAAUUCCUUCGCUUCCUCAACCAGGUCACCGGCGCACGGUUCGACAACAUGCACCUGGUUGGUUUCAGCUUGGGCGCUCAUCUUGUGGGAAAUGCUGGCAGGGAGCUUGGUGGGCAAGUGGCCCGUGUCACUGGUCUGGACCCCGCGGGUCCGAUGUGGUCUAUAAACGUCAACCGUCUGCGUCCCACCGACGGCCGCUACGUGGAAGCCAUUCACACCGACGGCGGUUACACCGUCGGCGGUCUCGGCAUUGGCUCCGCCAUCGCCAACGUUGACUUCUUCCCUAACGGCGGAAUCUCACAGCCCGGCUGUCUCACUAACAUGUGCAACCACAAUAGGGCGUGGGAACUCUUUGCUGCCACCGUCACUUACAACCACCUCGUUGGGCAGCAGCAGUGCUCAACCAAUCUUCAGAUCACUUGGAACACGUGCCGGGGAUCUAGGCUCAAUAUGGGCAAUGAUGACUUGAGGAAAACUGGAUCUGGUAUGUACCGUCUUGACACCGGGCGGCUGUACCCCUACUAAUCAACGCGCUGAUAA